Pichia kudriavzevii is the source of this 1110-nucleotide messenger RNA. RefSeq lists its product as uncharacterized. The record is from RefSeq and is a predicted model, not a curated record. NCBI's taxonomy places the organism in Eukaryota, Fungi, Ascomycota, Pichiomycetes, Pichiales, Pichiaceae. The coding region runs from base 1 to 1110 and encodes 369 amino acids. Gene Ontology annotation, biological process: proteasome-mediated ubiquitin-dependent protein catabolic process. The transcript has a single exon. Gene Ontology annotation, molecular function: protein binding; metallopeptidase activity. Gene Ontology annotation, cellular component: proteasome complex.
AUGCCUGUAGUAGAAACCACCAAUACCAGCAAUACCGUCAUGGCGCCAUUUCCAGCGAGUGGGAACCCUCCAUUAACGGUGUCAAUUGCUCCUCUUGUUCUUUUAUCUGUGGUUGAUCAUUUUGAGAGAGUGGUACGGGCAAAUGACACAUCGGUUGUGUCGUCUUCAAAGAGAGUCGUUGGUGUCGUUUUGGGUGAUAACUCCAAUGCAGACAAUAUCAGAAUCUCCAAUUCCUUUGCAAUUCCAUAUGAGGAGGACCCGACAAAUCCAGAUAUUUGGUUUUUGGAUCACAAUUAUAUUGAUUCCAUGAUGGAAAUGUUCAAGAAAAUCAAUGCCAAGGAGAAAUUGAUAGGAUGGUACCAUUCGGGACCAAAGAUUAAGAAGAAUGAUUUGAAAAUUAACAAUGUUUUCAAACAAUUCACACCAAAUCCUCUCUUGUUAGUUGUUGAUAUCAAUUCAAACAACAAGAUCGAUAUUCCUACUGAUUGCUAUAUGGCAGUAGAAGAAAUCAACGAGACUGGAUCUUCAUCUACUACAACAUUCAUCCAUUAUCCGUCUAUUAUCGAGGCAGAAGAGGCAGAAGAAAUUGGUGUUGAACAUCUACUAAGAGAUAUUCGUGAUGAAAAUCGUGGUAAUUUGACGAUUGCUUUAUCAAACAAUUUCAAGUCAUUGAAAUCCUUGAAUGAGAAGUUAUCGAAUAUAGUCAGGUACUUAUCCAAAGUCAUAUCUGGCCAAUUACCUGUGAAUUCGACCAUUUUGGGGAAACUACAAGAUAUAUUCAACUUGCUACCAAACAUUUCUCAAAUCACAGAUUCAACUGCUAGUAAUUCAAAUAACUCUAUUGAUUCUCAAAUAUAUACACACGAGAGGAAACUUGCCACCUCUUUUAACGUGAAAACAAAUGAUCAAUUGAUGAUUAUGUAUGUGAGUAGUUUGGUGAGAUCCAUCAUUGCCUUCCAUGACUUGAUCAACAACAAGAUAGAGAACAAGGAGAGAAACGAAGUUGAUCAACCUCAGGGGGUGAAAAAUACCAAGAACGGGGAACCUUUGGAGGAACAAGACAGUAAAAAUGGACAGAAGAAAAACGCCGCUGGCGAUAAGGAUAAAUGA